AAAAAAAAAAUAUUUUAAAUUUAUUAUAAAUAAUUGGUUUGUUAUCUAUUAUUGCUUUUAAAUUUUUACUCUUUGAUUACGAAUAAAAAUUUUUAAAAGAUGCAAUUUUUAUAUCAAAUUGUUUGGACCAAUGUUUUAGCUUUAAUAUUUUUUACGUCAUCAUAUUAUAAAUUUGAUAUGAAGAGACAUAUGGGAACAAAUUCAUUAUAUCCCAUAUUUACUGAUAAACAACCAGAAUUAAAUUCUCCUCGUAAUUGUAAAUUAGAAAAGUUAUUUUUAAUCGCUAGACAUGGAACAAGAUAUCCCGAAGAUGACGAUAUUGAUAAAUUUGAUGUAUUAGAAAAAGUUUUUCAUGAUGUACCUGGACGUAAAAAGCAUAAGUGGGAAAAUAAAUUUACGUUAUCACAAGAUGCUUUAUUAUAUUUUCGAGGUCAGAAAGAACAUUAUCUAUUGGGAAAACGUUCUUUUAAGAAAUAUCAAAAGUUCUGGAAAAAAGUUAUUCCUUAUGAUCCUUACAUUAUUGAAUUUAGAAGUACAAAAACUUCAAGAACUGGAAUGUCGGGAAAUUCAUAUUCUGUCGGAUUAUUUGAUGGACAUGGAAUUUUAGGUAGAGGAGAUACUCAACCGAUUUAUAUUUAUACCACUUCGCUAUCAAAAGAUUAUGAAUUAGCGAUUCAUCGAUCUUGCCCUCUUUGGAAAGAUACAGUAAAUGAUAAUAACAAAAUUCUAGGAAAACAAGUUUCUCAAUUUACUUCAACAAAUUUAACAGAAAUUACAAAUCGCAUCUCAAAAAAAUAUAAAGUCAAGAAUCUUCAACCAAUUCAUGCGGAUUAUAUUUAUAAAGCAUGUGCAUUUGAUAUUAUAUUUUUUAAUGAACAUAACAGUUGGUGCAAAUUACUUCGUAAAAAAGAUAUUUUGACAUUAGAAUAUUUUAAUGAUAUGAAAAAUUAUUAUCGAUUUUCUUAUGGAAAUGAUUUAAAUAAACGAUUAGCCUGUAAGUUAAUUACUAAAUUGGUAAAUAGUGUUGAGAAGUAUAUGAACGGGACUUCUCCUGUUAAAGCGGAAUUAUUUUUUACUCACUCUGAAACACUCUCAUUCUUAUAUACAAUCUUGGGAUUAUAUAAAGAUUCUAAACCUUUAAUAGCAAAUGUAACUUUAGAUGAAGUUUCUGAUCGAAAAUAUAAAAGUUCAGAAAUUUGCCCAUUUGCUGCAAAUGCAUAUUUUGAAAUCUAUAAUUGCGCCAAUUGCGCCUCCAAUGAAAAUCUUUUCGAAAAAAAAGAAAAAUCCAUUUUAGUUCAAAUAAUUAUCAAUGAGGUUCCGGUUAUUAUCCCAGGAUGUGAUGAAAAGUAUUGCGAAUGGAGUAAAUUUAAAGAAUUAAUGGGUGAUAAUAUAGGUUGUGAUUUUAAAGAAAUUUGUAAGACUGAGAAGUAUUAAGGAAGGAUUCUUUUGUUUAUCAUUAUACAUAUAUUGAUAUAUAAUAAUAUAUAAUAAUAUAUUGAUAUAUAAUAAUAUAUAAUAAUAUAUU
Messenger RNA from Rhizophagus irregularis DAOM 181602=DAOM 197198, 1525 nucleotides. RefSeq lists its product as uncharacterized. Gene Ontology annotation, molecular function: inositol phosphate phosphatase activity; acid phosphatase activity. The record is from RefSeq and is a predicted model, not a curated record. NCBI's taxonomy places the organism in Eukaryota, Fungi, Glomeromycota, Glomeromycetes, Glomerales, Glomeraceae.